This is a messenger RNA of Cervus elaphus (red deer), 956 nucleotides long. RefSeq names its product UL16-binding protein 3-like. Gene Ontology annotation, biological process: positive regulation of T cell mediated cytotoxicity; antigen processing and presentation of endogenous peptide antigen via MHC class Ib; immune response. The coding region runs from base 74 to 526 and encodes 150 amino acids. The transcript is spliced from 3 exons. Lineage: Eukaryota; Metazoa; Chordata; Mammalia; Artiodactyla; Cervidae. The record is from RefSeq and is a predicted model, not a curated record. Gene Ontology annotation, cellular component: external side of plasma membrane.
GAAUUUGUCAAGUCCAGAGGCUGAGCUCUUUCUUUUCCUCGGUGGGUCAGGCCCUCUGACCCUGCAGGCCAGGAUGACGUGCCGGUGGGAAGAGGAUGGACACAUCAGUGGAUCCUGGCAGUUUGGCUUCAAUGGCCAAAUGUGGCUCCGCUUUGAUUCAGAGAAUGAACACUGGACAGUGGUUCAUUCUGGAGGGAGGCGGAUGAAAGAGAAGUGGGAGAAUGACAGAGCUGUGACCGACUACUUGAAGAGGGUCUCCAUGAGAGACUGUCGGGCCUGGCUUCAGGAUUUUAUGGUGCGCUGGGAGGAAAUGUUGAAGAGCACAGCAUCACCGACCACGGGCCCCCCUGCAGUCCAGCCCAGGGCUACAGCCAUCGAUCUCACCACAAGGAUUGUCCUCGGGGUUCUCGCCAGUUUCUUCAUAAUGGGCAUCAUAGUAGCCUGGAGCCUUUACAAGAAGAGGAGACGGUGCUCCCAGGAAGCCCGACAGGUGCUCUGUCUGCCUUUCUUCUGCUCUUCACUUUAGAUCCAGGAGAUCAGACCCCAUGGAUCCUGAGUGUGUUUUCUGGUUACGACGACACAUCAUCUCAUGAGCUUUAUCACAUUUGAUGAAAUCCUACUCAGCAUCUCUUAAAAAAAAUCGGAAGCAAUUUAUUUCACCACUUUCUCCUGGUGCUAAGCGAUGGAAUUUCUACACUGAAAUGUCCAGGUACUUGAAGAAAUCUCCACAAACAGGACAUUUUUCAUCGUAUUCUAGUUUGUGGAUAAUUAGACUCUGCCUCGUGACCUCGUUCUUGCAAAUGGUAUUGCAAGAAAAAUACCAUCUGGUAUUAUAGGACUCAGGGAUUCUUUCUGUGUCUGGAGAAAUCACCUCAGCCUACUUUCAAUAGAACAAAGUUUUAUUUAUGACUGUUCCCUUAAUAAUUUAUUAUGCUGAAAGUGCAAGUGUUAGUUGC